Molecule: messenger RNA, 4641 nt
Organism: Kockovaella imperatae
Lineage: Eukaryota; Fungi; Basidiomycota; Tremellomycetes; Tremellales; Cuniculitremaceae
Exons: 10
Coding region: 344-4540 (1398 amino acids)
Molecular function (GO): protein binding
Source: RefSeq, a predicted model, not a curated record
AAUUUUGAGAAUGUAAGGGAUCUCAUGUCUUCACCUCCCCGACAUUCAACUGUAGUAUACGCUUAGCCGAGCUUUCACCUUGCAGCGCAGAGUUUGGAUUGCCUUAGUUUCAACGCAUAGACCGUCAGACAUCGUUAUCCUACUCCCGGUUAGUUUCAGCCCAGCAGCUGUUCUGACUCGAAUCCGAUCCAUCGGUUAUCGCUGUCUAAUCCCAGCGGGACCUUUCGAUCGAUUCCGACUCGGACCUCUCUCUUGCGUAGAGUAGAAGACUGACCGAGGCCACCUUCCUCUGGUCCGUCUACUUCUCACGCUGAGAUAGCCGAGCGUCCCCUGCGACUCGCGAAUGGGAAACCUUCACGUUCAUUUCUAUCAUGGUAAUUUCAAAGCAUUCCGGCAAGAGCUGGAUGGAACAGGAGGUGGAUCGGGGAUGGGCGGAUCGGGAGCGAACGGCGUAGGAGGGUCGGGCGUAGGAUCCGGGAAAGGUGGUGGAGCGGGAAGCAUUGGCAAGAGCUGGUCUGGAGGUGGUGGUGUCAAUGGUGGGGGCCAAGCUCGAGCUGAUCCCAACGAGCGAGAUCAAUUUGGACGAACCGUGCUUCACCUCGCUGCGUCAUCCAAUACCCAACAAGCCUAUACAUUCCUCUCGAUGUUAUUGAAGAAUCCACACAUCUCGAUCAAUCUUCAAGAUUACGAAUCUGGAUACACUGCUCUUCACCGAGCUUUGUUCGUUGGCAACCUGCGUGCUGCAAGAGAUAUUCUCACGAGAGGGGACGUGGACCUGGGCAUCAAAGAUGCCGAGGGCCUGACUGCUUUUGAUCUGUACAACGGGACUGUGGAUGGAACCAACCCUGAUCAAGUGGACAUCGGGACUGAUCUUUACGUUUGGGGUGUCAAUCGCAACUUCGCCCUCGGCACUGGUGACAGUUCGGAUAAGGCUUACCCUGACCGAGUCAAGCUCUUAACUCAGAGUCAAGCCAGUGGCCAUCCCGACCCUGCACAGCGAUUCGUCAACGUCGGAGUGCGGCACGCUGUGAUGGGCAAGCUGCACACCGGAGUCAUCACCACGGAGAAACGGGGCAAUCUCAGUCUCUGUGGUUUCGGCACAAAUGGAAGACUCGGCAAAAGUAUCCAUUCGCAGAUAUCCCUACAGCCGCUUUCAGAUUUUCCUCAUACAAUCGUCGGACUCGCCCUCGCCCAAGAUCACACCCUCGCACUUACGAAGGGGGGAUACAUACUCUCUUGGGGCCAUAACCGCUUUGCCCAAUUGGGCUAUGUGAUCGAAUCGUCGGACGAGCUAUCCAUUGGCAGAGCGAAGGAAGAAGAUUUGGUCCAAGUUUCUCCUAAACGAAUUGUAGGACCACUCAAGAAAGAGUGGGUCAUGGGCGUAGCCGCCGGCAGGAUGAGCAGUGCUUGUUGGACCAGUACGGCUGUUUGGACUUGGGGAACCAAUGCUGGGCACCUCGGAUACGACAAAGCCGCCAAUCCCGUCCAGAUCCUGCCUCGUAGAGUCACGGCCAUCUCCCAGCCUGUUCUUGAUGUUGCUCUGUCUGAUUUCGCCAUGAUCUGCUUGCUGGACUCGUACGAGGUGGUCUGCUUCCAUCACGAUGUCAACUUCCGAAUCACAUUCAGCACUCCUCGCAUCCUAUCUGAUGCUUUCCCUUUCCGCCCUCCCCAAUCGACCAUCAAGCCAAUGAUCAAAAAGGUCACGAGCUGUGGCACAAUGUUUGGGGCUCUGUCAUCUAUUGGAGAUGUCUUCACCUUUUCACUGCCCAACCCAGCGGAGGAUGUCUCCAAGGAUAUCCGCGAUCGGCAUGUCAACGUCAAGCCUCAACUCAUCUGGGCGUUGCGCAAGAGUUUCACCGCUGUCAAGGAUGUCGCACUGGGCUCAGACGGGACUGUCAUCAUUUGCACCCACUCUGGUCAUGUCUUUGUCCGUCAACGGGUCAAGAUCGGAGCCGGCCAGCUAAAGUUCAAACGAGUCUCAUACUUGCAGCGAGUGAUCGGUGUCGCCUGCAACGAGUCGGGAGCUUUCGCAGCCAUUCGGGUGGAUGCGAAACCCCGUCCUAUCACACUUAAGGGACGAACCCUGGAAGAGGACAUGGCCCUGUUACAGCCUCAUUUCAGACGAUUUGAACACCAAAUGACGGCUGAGGAUUUUGACCGCGAACGCAAAGGGGUCAAAAUGGAUGACGAAGAGGAGGACGAGUCGAACAACUCUAUCACCAAGGAUCUGGCGAUUGCAACUCGAUUAUGUACGAUUCUCAGGCGCUGGCGAGUGGAUGAUACCGAUUCCUUGUUCUCUUGGAGCGAACCGCUGCUCGGUAGCGAUAUACAGCUCUCUGUGGGAGAUGUGGCGGUUCCUGCACAUCGACUGGUGCUUUCCCAAAGAGUUCCAAAACUGCAAAGCCUGCUGGCGGGCAGUGAUUCGCUGCCCGGAUUCGACUUUGACUCUGAUCGAUCCAUUAUUCGCGUCGCUGCAUGCCAUCCCCUGGUGGUCCUGCUCCUGCUGCAAUACAUCUAUGCAGACGACGUAGCGGCAGUAUGGGAUGCGCGCGUUGCUAGAGCUCUGCAGGCGUCCUUCAAGGAUCUCGACCUACAGAUCUCAGACAUCAAAUCAGACCUCUUGUCGCUUGCCAGUACUUUGGACCUCCAGCCUCUCGUCACAGUGCUUGGCUCAACGGCCAGAGUCGGGAUCCCAAGCAAGACAUUAGCUAGGGAUGUCCAAUCGUUCUUCAGUCGGACUUCGUCCUCACCCUCUUCAUACUGCGAUGUUACCCUUGUCCUGGCUGACAAGGAGGUUCACUGCUCAUCUAUCAUUCUCCGCGCCCGCUGUCCAUUCUUCGAGGCCAUGUUUGAGGAUCGCGAUUGGACAGCCACACGAUUCGACACGGAAAAAGACAACAUUGUCAUCGUUAUGGAUCAUCUCAAAUGGCGACCGAUGAAGCUAGUUUUCAAGUACCUACAUCAAGGUCUGGAGGACGACUUGUUUGACUACCUGCAUCAGGAGACCCUGGACGAAUUCCUAGACUUUGUCUUCGAGGUCUUGGCAGCUGCAACUGAGUUGUUGCUUGACAGGCUGGUCCUCGUGUGCUCAAGAGUCAUCACUCGACACUGCAAUGUCUACAAUGCCGCGGCUCUAGCAUGUGAAGCGUCAUUUUACCAGGCAGACACGCUCAAGUUCAGCGUGUUCGACUACAUCAUCGCGAGUAUGGAGACCAUGCUGGAAUCUGGGCUCUUGGAUGAGAUGCACGAAGACGUCUUGCUGGAAUUAAGCGAGGUGAUCGCUCAGAAACAAGCGAGGAAGCUAUCUGUCUCACGGACAGGCGAGCUCGUCAGUGAGGCUAUGAAACGGCAAAAGGAGUGGCUGGCAAUGCAGGAUAUACCCGCUCCUCGUGUACGCAUUCCUUGGAAGAAAAGAGUUCGAGCCAGUCCCGUGAUCGCUCCUGUCGAUAUGAGCAAGGUCAUCUCUCCGGCUCUCAGUCCUGUCCACGGGCCGAUAGAGGGCAACACCGAGGAGAUCUUUGUGAUGGACGAUGAAGUAAACACCCCAUCAACAGGAACGAAGACACCAAAAAUGUCAUCUCGACCUAUGACACCUCUUGAUCUCUCAGGUGGGUUGUCUAGGACCAGCGGACCGGUCUGGAGAUCAAAAGCCGUUGAAGCUGAAAAGGUCGAUUUGCGCAGUAUCAUGGCGGAGGCUGCUGCUUCCAAAACGCCAGGACCGAGCAAAACACCGUCCAAGCCUUCGGCCAACUCAGUCAACACGACCCCGCUCUCCACGCCAUCGCGAGCACUCGGCACCGCGACAAGUCCGCCGUCCGCUGGCGCUUGGCGUAGCAUGACUCCGGGAUCUUCUUCCACUCCAGCACCGACUCCGCGCAUGACGACUCCGAAGACCGGUCCUCAGACUCAAUUUGGAUUCCCGAGUCUUGGACAGUCUUCCACACCUUCCAGGCCUGCGGCAGCGAGGGCAGAGUCCAGUAGGGUUAUAACACCCAUCAAGCUCCAAGCUGCGCCACCAGGUGUACAGCGCAAGCCGUCUGGCGGCCCUGCAUGGUCAGUUCCAACGACGUUCGCGCCUGCGCCAACAGUUUUGCCUGGGACCUCACCGGAUUCUCGAUCGUUCUCUCUGCUUGCGAUUCAGCAAGAGGAGCAGGACUUUGCAGAGCGCUCUGGACGACCCAAAGCUGUCAAGAGUUUUGCAGAAAUCCAAGCCGAGGAAAAAGUCGCAGAAGAAAAGCGAAGGGAGGAGCAAGAAUUCAUGAAAUGGUGGGAAGAGGAGCAGGCCAGAUCCACAGCUGCAGACCCGAGUGGCGGCGGCAGUGGUAGAGGCAGAGGAGGUCGAGGAGGUGGUGGCAAUAGGGGUAAGGGAGGAGGCAGAGGUGGCGGAAACAUUGGGACGUCCCAGGAGCCAGGCAACAAUGAUGGCGGUAGGACUCGCCGCAAGGUACCCCCUCAACGUGCUCGUGGCGGCGCACGAGGAGGUCGAGGCGGCGGCAGCGGUCCACCUGGAGGGAGGGCAGGGGGUCCUGGGCCCAUAUGACAUCAGGCAGUAUCGGUCAAGCAUAGAAUCUUUUGCCCUGAGUCAGGUUAUCCCAGCUCUUGUAUUGACUCAUCAUGUUGUAUGAAUUUAGUGGACAGAUG